AUGACUUUCAGGACCAGGGCAGCCAGGUUGGACCUGCGUCACUUUGCUGGACUGACAAGAGGUAAAGGGAGUGAUAGAAGGGACAUAUCUAAGCAGAGUGUGCUUCUCUCAUGUAUCCCAAAGGAGAGUGGCUUUCUGUUUCUUUCUCCACAGAUACAUAGAAUCCCACACACUGCUGGACUUCAGAAAGAACUCACCUGCUCAAUCUUGAGAGUGCAGACGGUGGAAAUACCGCUGAGGUGUCUGAUCUGCUGGGACCAUACAUUUCACAAAAACCUAGAAAACGUGCUGCCUAAAAGCCAAGAUGACUGGUCCAGAGAAAACAUUGUUCAAUUACUGGUAUGUACAAAAAAAAAAAAUCUAUCCAGCGACAAGCACAUGUUCAAAAUAACUCAGUCAGUGAUGGACUGGGAAAAAAUAGCUUGUAAAGAAUUUUCUGGGGAAAUGUACAAACUCAAAUGGUUAGAGAUUUCCCAUAAUGUUAGAAAGCUUCAUACUUUGACAGAAUUAGUCCUGGAAGCUAAGGAAAAUGUUCACAAUCCUUCCAAAAGCAGAAAACACAAGAAACAUCCUGAUUUACCCAAGAACCCCUUGACAGCUUACCUCCACUUUUUUAAAGAGAUGAGACCUCAGUACCUCCAAAAACACCCCAAGAUGAGCAACCAGGAGCUGACCAAGGCUCUGUCUGAGGCAUACAGGAAGCUGCCAGAACAGCUCAAGCUGAAAUAUAGUCAAGAUUUCCAGAAAGAAAAGCAGGAGUUUCAGGAGAAAAUGGCUCUAUUUAGAGAAGAGCACCCUGAUCUAGUCCAGAACUCCAAGAAAACUGAUGUCCCCAAAGGAAGUCAAAGCAAAGUGCCAAAUAAGUUUCAGGAAAAUGUGCACACAGUGAAGUCUCCCCCAGAAAACAAUUUACUCAUGAAGUGUAAAUUCCAAGGAGAGCCCAAGAAGCCCCCAAUGAAUGGCUAUCACAGGUUCCACCAGGAUCUCUGGUCCAGCAGGGAGCUGAAACUGGUGCCCCCGAGGGAGCGCAUGGUGGAGAUCAGUAGAUGCUGGCAGCGGGUCCCCCAGGACCAGAAGGAGCUUUAUAAGAAGCAGGCGGAGGGGCUUCAGACACAGUACAAGGUGGACCUUGAUCUCUGGCUCAGGACUCUGUCUCCUGAAGAAUAUGCUGCUUACAGAGAGGUGACCUCUGCUAAGCCUAAGAACAUGAGUGUGACGGGGGGCCCAAACCCCAAGACUAGCAGGAUGGGUCUGCAGUCCCCAUCAUCAAGGAAUCUGCAAGGAAGACUUAGAGAGGACCUGGGGCUUCAGGCUCCAGAGUUAGCAUAA
Molecule: messenger RNA, 1329 nt
Organism: Bubalus bubalis (water buffalo)
Lineage: Eukaryota; Metazoa; Chordata; Mammalia; Artiodactyla; Bovidae
Product: upstream-binding factor 1-like protein 1
Source: RefSeq, a predicted model, not a curated record